Messenger RNA from Aspergillus aculeatus ATCC 16872, 375 nucleotides. Its product is annotated as histone H2A.Z-specific chaperone CHZ1. The record is from RefSeq and is a predicted model, not a curated record. The transcript is spliced from 3 exons. Lineage: Eukaryota; Fungi; Ascomycota; Eurotiomycetes; Eurotiales; Aspergillaceae. The coding region runs from base 1 to 375 and encodes 124 amino acids.
AUGGGUGACAGCAACCAGGCCACUACUCCCGGCCUCGACCGCGCCGCCAACGCCCCCGAUGCCGCUGCUCUGGACAAGGGCAAGGGCCGGGCUACCGAGCCUACCCACGACGAAAACCUAGAGGAGGAGGAUAGCGAUGAGAGCGAGAACGAGGAGAUGGCUGAAGACGAUAAUGAUGAUGACGGCGAUAACCUCGAGCCCAUAUCUGAAGACAACAUCAUCUCGGGUGGCCGUCGUACUCGCGGCAAGAUCGUUGAUUAUCAGGCGGCAGCUGAGAAGCUAAAGGCCGAUAACAUGAUGGACGACGACGAGGAGGAAGACGAUGAGGAUUAUGAGGGUGGAGAAGAUGAUGAGGAUACCGCCAUGCGCGGCUGA